Messenger RNA from Adineta steineri, 1461 nucleotides. NCBI's taxonomy places the organism in Eukaryota, Metazoa, Rotifera, Eurotatoria, Adinetida, Adinetidae. The record is from the annotation of a GenBank genome assembly.
AUGUUAACGUACCGAGACGGUACUGCAGCAGAAGAUAAUCCUUCAUUAAAACUUCAUCCUAAUUCAUUUUUAAUUCAACUCUGUUCAGACGGGAUUGGAAUAACAAAUCCUCUAGGUCCAAAGAAGGACAAACAUAAACUUACUUUAUAUUAUUUCCUUUUAGAAGAUUUACCAGAUUUUGUAAAAUCUAUGUUGCAAUCGAUUGGUCUAGUUGGAAUAUAUCCGACAAAAUUCUUAUCGAUACAAACAAAUCGUAUGAAAUUUUUUGAACCUAUUAUAAAAGAUUUGAAUCAUUUACAAACAACUGGUUUAGUUGUUCAAACAUUCAAUGGACAAUUACAUUUUGCAUUUAGCUUAUUCGCAGCUGACAAUCUUGCAUCAAACGAAAUUGGCGGAUUUCAACAAAGUUUUAAUUCGGGACAAUUUUGUCGAUUAUGUCACAUUUCUUACAAAUUCAGAUUGAUUCCAUUAACAGAGAUUUCAUUUCUGCCACGCACAGUAACUACACAUGAUGCAUAUGUUCGACAAGCUGUAAACUUGUUUAAUACAAGACCUGUUGCUGGUGUUGUAGGCGAAAGUCCUUUGUCCAAAUUGAUUGCUUUUCAUGCAAUCAAAUCUUUGCCAAAUGAUUUGAUGCAUGAUUAUGCGGAGGAAGAGGAAAUCGAUGGAGCUACGUUAGCAAGAUUGUCAUACGAUGAAGUACGUACAUUAUUUCCAAAAUUAAAAGAUCGAAUAUUAUUCACUAAAAAACUUGAUUUAUUAAUCAAACAAUGUGAUAACAUUGCAAAUGAACAAUUAGGUGAUGGAGAUAUUUUGAAUCAAUCUAGCAAACAAACAUUUGAUACAUGCACGGCAUCACAAUCAACAACUUUAACACAAAAUUUACUAAAUAAUCCAUCAUUAUCUAGUAACAAUAUGAAUGGAGACGAAUUUGAUGCAGCAUCAAAUAUCGAUGAUGAGGUUAAUCAUGAUGAAACUGAUGAUUUAGAAGAACCUCAACAGAAUUUACCAACUGAUUUUGCAUUUUCAUCACUACCAGAAGAAAUACAAGUGAUUAUUGAUGAGAAUGAGUUAAUGAAACUCCGUGGACAUACAAAUCAUAGGCGAAUACUGCUCAACUUUGUGUUUAAAGCUGUUGCUACCACAUAUAAUUUAUUAUAUCCUAAAGCAAAUGAUUAUUUUUUAAUUACACAAGCUUUGCUCAAAGCAUUGAAUAUUUCAACAACAGAUGCAAAUGCAGCUAUUUAUGUUAGUACUAUUAUGGAUGAAAGUGAUGUUGAACAAUUAAUCAUAACAAUGAACGAAGGUAUUGAAAAUGAAACAAUACAUAACGACGAAUUAAUUACAUUAUGGAAGAAAACGUUUGGUUAUCGUCGGUCAUUCAUUCGUUCACACACAAUUAAUGAAAUACUAGAGAAAUUUCCUGGUUAUUCAUAUACACAUUUCGUAAGUUUAUUUUAA